CGGGAUUCCUGAGGAUUACCCGUCAUGCCCCGCGGGUAAAGAUGGCGACAGCUGAGCAGGGCAGCUGAUCAACUUUCUCCGCGGCUCUCUCUGCGUUUCUGCCGUCGGUCGGAGCGUCUCCUCCGGCUGCUUCUCCUCCCGCCGCCCCGCUCGGUUCUUCUCCUCGGCGGAGCUCUUCGCUCCUCCUCGGCCUCGGAUCGGUUCGGAGCCCCCCCUCCCUCGCUCCUCCCUCCUCCUCGCCCCAGCGGAGGAGCAGAGCGGAGCUCCGGAUAAACUUUCCUCUCCGCUCCGCUCCCCGGGACUGUUGGAGGAGAGACCCGGGGCCGAGCCGCGCUGCCCGGCCUCACAGGUAGGAGCUGCUCCGGUGAGGAGGCGGGACUUCUCACAGCUUGUGCAGCGCUCUGAUGUUUCAUGUCUGAGAUGAAUGAAAGUGAAGCAGCCUCUUCCCUCUGAUCAUGCUGACGAGGAGCUGCGGUCUGAUUAGGCUAAAAGCUUCACCUGACAGACGGCUGGCUGUCACCCGACACCGACCAUCCCGAGGCUGAGCCUGCAGACGACACUCAGGGGGAAGAGUUUCCACUGGGCUGCUGGGUCGGACUGUGUUUCUCCUGGCUGUUGCUCAUUUAAAGGGUUGUCGGAGGCCUGAGGCUCACAUGCACAGAGGACGAGGAAGAGGAGGAAGAGGACUGAGAGUGUGAGGACGACCACAGCAGAGAGGAUGAAGACCAGUUUUCUGUGCUGACGUACAAGGUGUUUCUGUGGAUGACGUCACAUCUGGAGCAGCUCACACUUCAGGACUGACACCGCGACAGACAGGAAGUGAGGAAGGAAGGAAUUAGGUCAAGGAUGACGAGCACGGCCCCGGCCAGAAAGCCGUACCGUAAGGCUCCGCCGCAGCACCGUGAAACACGCCAUGCCGUGCCUGUUGCUCCGCCCCCGCCGGCACCACAGCACGACAUCAAUCAGGAGGCGUUAUCAGACUCUGACAGGAUCAGAAUCCUCCAGCAGCAGAAUGAGGACCUGCAGCGCCGCCUCUCUCACUCCACCCACAAGAUGGAGGCCAUGGAGGCGGAGUUUGACGGCAACCGUCACUACAUGGAGGCGGAGCUCAGCCGCACCAGAGACGACCUGGACAAGAUGAGGGACAAGUUCCGCAGACUCCAGAACAGCUACACAGCGUCUCAGAGAGCCAAUCAGGAUCUGGAGGAGAAGCUUCACGCUCUGUUACGGAAGGUGGAGAGGGACAAAAAGACGAUGGACCAGGAGAUCGUGGAGCUCACCAACAAACUGCUGGACGCCAAGAACACCAUCGACCGUCUGGAGGAGCUCAACGAGCGGUACAGACAGGACUGUAACCUCGCUGUCCAGCUGCUCAAAUGUAACAAGUCACAUUUCAGGAACCACAAGUUUGCUGAUCUACCCUAUGAACUGCAGGACAUGCUGAAUAAACACAUGAAGACCAGCCUGCCUGAGCGAGGCCCCGCCCCCGGCUCUCAGGACCCAGACACGCUCAGUCUGACUCCAGCUGACGUCGUGCCGACUUCAGUCAUCGCCCGUGUCCUGGAGAAACCGGAGCCGCUGGUCCUGAACUCCGCCCAGUCCAGCAGCUGCGGCCGGCCCGUUGCCGAGGAUGUGUUCGUGCACGUUGACAUGACGGGCCCCGCGGGGGCCGAGGUCCGUGGCCGGGAGAACGGUGGCGGUCAGGAGGCGGCGCAGCAGAAUGGCUCCUGCCGCAGUCAGAGCAGUCUGGACGGGCAGUCGGGCGGCGAGGAGGGGGGCGGGGCUCCAUCCUUCGAGAAGCUGAACCCGUACCCUGCGCCGCCGCCCCCCCACCCGCUGUAUCCAGGACGCAAGGUCAUCGAGUUCUCGUCAGACGACAAAGUGAAGAUCCCCAAAAACUCCCCACUGCCCAACUGCACCUACGCCACGCGGCAGGCCAUCUCCCUCAGCCUCGUCCAGAACGACGAUGAGCGGCUCGCCCCUGGAAGCCCCGCCCCCUCCUCCUCUUCUGGCGGGGGGGUCAACCAACGCACUCCACCAUCACAGCGGGAUGCCGCCAGUGAGCCGCUGUCCAGCCAAUCCAGCCCUUUCAGCAGCCCACCGCAGGCCCCCAGCGUCCUGGCGAGCUCGGGCAGCUCGGAGGAGGACCUUCUGGCCAACUGGCAGCGGAUGUUUGUGGAGAAGAUGGCGCCAUCAAGCGACGGCUCAGUGGUCCAUCGCACAUCGUUCAGCAGUCAGACGGCCCAGGACCUGCAGAGGAGGAGGCCCACGCCUGGGGGCGGGGCUUCCUCCUCAUCUGACCGCCACAGAGCGGCAUACUCGGACGGCGAGGAGGGCUCGUCGGCUCGCAGCUGGACGCCGAGCCGUGGCUCCAGCCUCGACACCGACACCGACACUGAGGCGAGGCCGGGCCGGAGGGGGCGCUACGGCGAUGGAGACGGCUCCACGGAGGAGGGCGAGAGGCUGCUGAUGCACCUGGAGGACGACGGCGGCAGUGGGGACACGGCCGUUACCAUGGCAACCAGCCCUGUCGACGCCCGCAGGCAGGAGCUGGAGCAGGAGGAGGAGGAGGAGGAGGAGAGCUCAGCCGAGGAGAGAGACGUCCUCCCCCACGACCUGCCAGUCAUCUCGCCCCGCCUGCUGGACUUCGACCCCGCCCUCGGGCCGCAACGGCCCCAGAAGAGCCCGAAGAGGAUGGGCGUGCACCACCUGCACCGCAAAGACAGCCUGACUCGAGCCCAGGAGCAAGGCACGCUGCUGGACUGACAGCCGAGCACGCCGCGCUCGCUCGCCCCACACUGUGCUCCCUCAGCUGCUCUGUUUCCACGGCAACUGAGCCGAGGUCACGCCCAUCAGGAUAUAGCCAUACGCUACCAUGUGCUGCCUGACCGCUGCGUGUGUGUGUGUGUGACCGAUCAGAUAUUGAUCAGCUGAUAAUCGUCUUCAGUAUCAGUGAAGCUGGUGAUCGCUGCUAUCAACAGUUUAUUUUCAACAGUAUUCUAAAGAUGAACAAACAUUUGUUUUUAUUUUUAUUGAUUUUUAUUCAAAUUAAUUAAAAUUCCCAGAAAAGUCACAGAAAAUACUUCCUGCUGCGUGGCCAAAAGUUUGUGGACAGGCUCAUCCAUUAACAAUAAAGUAUGAAACACCUUUAA
This is a messenger RNA of Acanthopagrus latus (yellowfin seabream), 3152 nucleotides long. It is a transcript of the gene tjap1, whose product is annotated as tight junction associated protein 1 (peripheral). Gene Ontology annotation, cellular component: trans-Golgi network. The record is from RefSeq and is a predicted model, not a curated record. The transcript has 12 exons. The coding region runs from base 847 to 2766 and encodes 639 amino acids. NCBI's taxonomy places the organism in Eukaryota, Metazoa, Chordata, Actinopteri, Spariformes, Sparidae. Gene Ontology annotation, biological process: Golgi organization.